UCAAGAAGGCAAACAACAAGAAUAGACGUACAGAUGACAAAGAUCAUCAAAACAACUUCGACCACUGAAAAUUAAACAAGUAGUUCUUUAACUUAUUAUUAUUAUUAAGAAAUAUCAAAGUUUUAGUUGGUUUCUCUACAAAGAGCGCGAAAACUGUGAACUGAACAUUAUUUAAAAGGCAGGAAAAUCAAGAAAGUUUCCUGAGCAAUCACCAUAUAUUAUUUAUUUAAUACAAUUCAUCAUAAACUAGAAUAAGUUGAAACAUUUUUGAACUCGAACAAAAACACUGUUUUGUUGUGACAUAUAUUACUUUGGAUAAUGAUGAAUCUAUUGGGACGCCCGGACAUUGAAGCUGGUGAAGUUUUUGUUAAUUUCAAUCAAAAUGAUACAUCAUUGGCGGUUGCAACACGAUCGGGUUAUAGUUUAUACAGUCUUAGUUCAGUAGAUCUAACAUUGGAUAAAACAUACAGUUGCCAUACGGACGAGAUAUUCCUUAUUGAACGCCUUUUUGAAAGUUCUUUGGUUGCGGUUGUCUCUCAGCGGUCACCACGAAAGCUUAAAGUAUGUCAUUUUAAGAAACAGAGUGAAAUUUGUAAUUACUCAUACUCGAAUACCAUAUUGGCUGUUAAACUAAAUCGGGAACGUCUAAUUGUUUGCCUGGAAGAAAGUUUAUAUAUUCACAAUAUCCAGGAUAUGAAAGUAGUCCAUACGAUACGUGAUACUCCAUGCAAUCCAAAUGGUCUCUGCGCACUUUCUUCCUCAUCAGAGCACUGUUAUUUGGCCUAUCCGGGAAGCGUCACCUCAGGGGAAGUUCAAAUUUUUGAUGCAAUAAAUUUACAUGCUAAGACCAUGAUACCUGCUCACGAUUCUCCAUUGGCUGCAUUGGCAUUUAGCCCGUCUGGGACUGAGAUCGCUACAGCGAGCGAGCGUGGUACCGUAAUACGCGUCUUUUCAUCUCUUGAUGGCAGCAAGCUGUUCGAAAUGCGUCGUGGUCUCAAGCGUUGCGUGGCGAUUGCAUCGCUCUCAUUUAGUACAUGCGCAAAAUAUUUAGUGUCGAGUUCAAACACGGAAACAGUACAUAUAUUUCGUUUGGAUCGGUCAGCUGCCGAACAGGCUGACUCAAAACGAACAUCGGAUGAUUGGAUGGGUUACUCCUUUUUUAGAUAUCUCAGCAAAACUGUGACCAGCUAUCUGCCCACUCAAGUAACGGAUGUAUUCAGCCAGGGACGAGCAUUUACAUCGGUAACAUUACCGGAGGCUGGUGUUCGCCGUAUGUGUGCAAUCACAACAAUACAAAAACAACUAAGACUUUUGGUGGCUUCACAAGACGGAUACUUAUAUGUCUACUCCAUACCCUCUAUUGAGGGCGGUGAAUGUCAGCUUAUUAAGAAGCAUGAUAUACGCCUAGACGAUUCUUAUGCAAUGGACAUUAAAGGCAGGAUUUAUUACUAAAUUUUCAUCCACACAUACCACAAUUCCAUUGCUCGCCGUCAUAAUCGAUAACAUAAUCUUAAACACCAUACCAUAUAAUUAGCAUAAAAUAUGAAUAAUGAAUUCAUUUACAUACAUAUUAUUAUUAGUAUAAUAGUGGUACUCAUGAAAACUCACAAAAUCUUACCACGCAAUUCAGUUUUACUCAUUUUCUUAAAAAUUGUGUGAGCGUAAUCAAAAUAAUUAUGUGAUGUUCUGUUAAAAUAGCAGAAAUGCUUAAUCGGAAGAUUGAAGCAUUUAAUUAUAAUGGCCUUAGCUUUAAACAACAGAUCUCAUGAAACUUUCAGCGUUGAUGUUGUGACUCCAUAAUGCAUUGGUGUUGCUGGAGCGACAAUUCUUGUCCAUUUUGGCUAAGCAGAUCCUUCUGUCGUAGUGACGAAUAUGUCACACAUUCUUUUGUUUUGAUUUAAUUUAGUUUUUUUUCGAUUUUACUAAUUGUUAAUAUUGUUUUCAUUUUAUUUUAUUUAUGUAUUUUCCUUUAUUUUGAUCUUUUUUUUAUUUUUACUGCUAUUUUUUUAUUUUACUAUUUUUUUAUUUUGAUUCGUAAACUUGUACUAAUGACAACAGUACAUUUCUUUGGUCUAAAAAAUGAGUAUCGCUGAUAUGGCUGAGUUUUGCUGAGAACCCACUAUUAUUAUUUUAAACUAGGUAAAUUUUUUGUUACAGUUGAUUCGCCACAACCGCUGGGAGGUGCAGGUGCUGGCACAGCUGUUACUGAAGUUAUAAGUGAAGAUGAGUCAUCUAAACAGAGUACAGCCAGUGGAGCCACUUAUGCUUCUGCAGUAAAAGGCGAUGAAAAGGCCGCACA
Bactrocera dorsalis (oriental fruit fly) is the source of this 2299-nucleotide messenger RNA. RefSeq names its product WD repeat domain phosphoinositide-interacting protein 2 (gene Atg18a). The transcript is spliced from 7 exons. Lineage: Eukaryota; Metazoa; Arthropoda; Insecta; Diptera; Tephritidae. Bases 319 to 1452 code for a protein of 377 amino acids. The record is from RefSeq and is a predicted model, not a curated record. Gene Ontology annotation, biological process: protein localization to phagophore assembly site; nucleophagy; autophagy of mitochondrion. Gene Ontology annotation, cellular component: phagophore assembly site membrane; cytosol; extrinsic component of membrane. Gene Ontology annotation, molecular function: phosphatidylinositol-3-phosphate binding; phosphatidylinositol-3,5-bisphosphate binding; protein binding.